AUGGUUCGCUCUAUGAUGAACUAUGCUUCUUUACCUAUCUCGUUAUGGGGUUAUGUAUUAUUAGAUCCUGGUGCUGCACAUUCAUUCAUAUCUAGCAUGUUUGCAUUGCAUAUAGAUAGGAUGCUUGAGAGUAUGCCUGAUGAGUUGUUUAUCUCUACAAUUGUUGGAGAUGUACUAGUAGUACGAGAAUAUUACAGGAACUAUGAGGAUAAGAUGUUAAAGCCAGAGGAUGUGCCAGUUGUACAGGAGUUUUUAGAUGUGUUCCUUGAGGAAUUAUCAGGAUUGCUAUCUGACAGGGAAGUUAAGUUUACUAUUGAUUUAAUUCCAAGUACAACUCCUAUUUUGCAAGUCGCAUACAGGAUGGCACCACCAGAGCUAAAAGAGCUAAAGGAAUUAAAGAGUGUUGAUGUUGUUUUAGCAGUUGGCCAAGUAGGGAAUUUGGUUGCUUCAUUCCAAGUACGACCUACCUUAGUUGACGAUAUUCUUCGUGAACAGUUAGGAGAUUCUGAUCUCCAAAAGAUAGCUAAAGAGGUAGGUAAGAAUCAGAGGACAAACUACGAGUUAAGAGUAGACAAAGGUUUACUUAAGGAGGGUAGAGUGUGUGUACACAAUGCCCUAGCAUUGAAACAGGCUAUUUUGGAGGAGGCUCAUAGUUCAGCUUAUGCUAUGCAUCCAGGCAGUACAAAGAUGUAUAGAACAUUGAAGAAGUCUUACUGGUGGCCUGGCAUGAAAAGAGAGACAACAGAAUUUGUUAAUAAGUGUUUGAUUUGCCAGCAGGUAAAGCCUGAAUGGCAGAGGCCCACAAGAUUACUUAAUCCACUCCCGGUACCAGAGUGGAAAUGA
Messenger RNA from Benincasa hispida (wax gourd), 843 nucleotides. Lineage: Eukaryota; Viridiplantae; Streptophyta; Magnoliopsida; Cucurbitales; Cucurbitaceae. The record is from RefSeq and is a predicted model, not a curated record.